Molecule: messenger RNA, 1070 nt
Organism: Cricetulus griseus (Chinese hamster)
Lineage: Eukaryota; Metazoa; Chordata; Mammalia; Rodentia; Cricetidae
Source: RefSeq, a predicted model, not a curated record
GAGAGAUUCGAUGCUACUGUGAUGCUGCUCACUGUGUGGCAACGGGUUACAUGUGUAAGUCUGAGCUGAAUGCCUGCUUCUCCAGACUUCUCGACCCUCAGAACACCAAUUCUCCACUCACUCAUGGCUGCUUGGACUCACUUGCCAGCACAGCAGACAUCUGCCGAGCCAAACAGGCCCAAAACCACUCUGGCCCCGCCAUGCCCACGUUGGAAUGCUGUCAUGAAGACAUGUGCAAUUACCGAGGGCUGCAUGAUGUCCUCUCUCCUCCCAAGAGUGAAGCCUCAGGACAAGGAAACCGGUACCAGCAUGACAGUAGCAGAAAUCUCAUCACUAAGGUGCAGGAGCUGACUUCCUCCAAAGAACUGUGGUUCCGAGCUGCAGUGAUAGCAGUCCCCAUUGCUGGUGGGCUGAUUUUAGUGUUGCUCAUUAUGUUGGCUUUGCGAAUGCUCCGAAGUGAGAACAAGAGACUGCAGGAUCAGCGGCAACAGAUGCUCUCUCGUUUGCACUACAGCUUUCACGGACACCAUUCCAAGAAGGGUCAGGUUGCGAAGUUGGACUUGGAGUGCAUGGUGCCCGUCAGUGGGCAGGAGAACUGUUGUCUGACCUGUGACAAAAUGAGGCAAGCAGAGCUCAGUAAUGAGAAGAUCCUUUCCCUCGUGCACUGGGGUAUGUAUAGUGGUCAUGGGAAGCUGGAAUUCGUAUGACAGAGUCAUAUCUGAACUGUAAACUGAACCCUUGAAGGCCUUCUGAGUUCUGCUGGACAGGAGCACUUUUAUCGAGACAAACUAACUCGCUUAGUCAUUUUGGAGAGACCAAAUGACCUCUGCAAAGAGAAUCUUGGGUAUUUCUUCUGAAGGAUUAUUUGCACAGACUCAAAUACAGUCAAAUGGAUUAAUUUGCUUUAAAAUUAUAAAAAGCAAAGAGAGGACUCUGCACACACUUUCCCAGGGCUCUUUGUAUCCCAGGGAGCCACGACUGACCGAAAUAAACAGUUGUGCUCUCUGUAAGCUCCUACAUCUUCAUUUAUUGUAAAGAUUUUUUAAAAUAUAUAUAUUUUUGUCCGAAAA